Molecule: messenger RNA, 1856 nt
Organism: Zingiber officinale
Lineage: Eukaryota; Viridiplantae; Streptophyta; Magnoliopsida; Zingiberales; Zingiberaceae
Product: probable 5'-adenylylsulfate reductase 1, chloroplastic
Exons: 5
Coding region: 221-1621 (466 amino acids)
Molecular function (GO): phosphoadenylyl-sulfate reductase (thioredoxin) activity
Source: RefSeq, a predicted model, not a curated record
GCCUUUCUCAGAUCGAAAACGAGCACGGCCGCAGGAUGCCCUAGUGGGCAUCGGCCGCAAUUCCGUCCAGAUUCAUUGAAUCCAAACCGCCCUUCUUCUUCCGUGGCGAAUUCCUAUUUAACUCCUCCCUCGACCAUCCAGUUCUCCGUGGCACGAGCGCAAACAGAGGAGCUUCACAACCCUGCUUCUUCCUUGUUUUUUUAGGGAUUUCGCUACUACAAUGGCGUCUGCUACCGCUUUCCCCAGCUCCAUUUCCUCCUAUUCGAUCGUUUCCCGAGAAUCGUCAGUUGGAUCCGUCAAGCGGCAGGAUGCAUCGGUUGUGGCGGCGGCGGCGGCGGCAGCUCCCGUCCGUCCCAGGGGGCGGCUGAUGCUGGCGCGGCCGUGCCGUGCCUUGGAGCCUACCAACAGAGCUGAUUCGGCCGUCCGCGCCGCGGCGGCGGUGGAAGCGUCCGGCGCCGCAGUGGGAGAGGAAGACACCGUCGAUUAUGAGAAGCUGGAUAAGGAGCUCGAGAUCGCUUCUCCGCUGGAGAUCAUAGAUCGGGCUUUGGAGAUGUUCGGCAAUGAAAUCGCCAUUGCUUUCAGCGGAGCAGAGGAUGUAGCUUUGAUAGAAUAUGCAAAAUUAACUGGUCGGCCAUUUAGAGUCUUCAGCCUUGAUACCGGGAGGCUGAAUCCUGAGACAUACAGAUUCUUUGAUACCGUAGAGAAGCACUACGGGAUCAACAUCGAGUACAUGUUUCCUGAUGCAGGGGAAGUACAUGCCCUUGUCAGAAGCAAAGGCCUCUUCUCCUUUUACGAAGAUGGGCACCAGGAAUGCUGCCGGGUGAGGAAGGUGAGACCUCUAAGGAGAAUGCUGAAAGGCCUCCGCGCGUGGAUCACUGGGCAGAGAAAGGAUCAAUCCCCUGGCACCAGAGCCAAUAUCCCUGUUGUUCAGGUUGACCCUGUGUUUGAAGGGGUCGAUGGUCUCGGUAGCCUGAUAAAGUGGAACCCUGUCGCAAAUGUCGAUGGAAAAGAUAUGUGGAAUUUCCUAAGAACCAUGGACGUUCCUGUAAACACAUUGCACUCACAGGGGUACGUCUCUAUCGGUUGUGAGCCCUGCACAAGACCAGUCUUGCCGGGUCAGCAUGAGCGUGAAGGUAGGUGGUGGUGGGAAGAUGCCAAGGCCAAGGAGUGUGGACUCCACAAGGGAAACCUCAAGGAAGAGGGAGGAAUUUCGGCUGCCAAUGGCAAUGGAGUCGUAACAUCUAACGGUGUUGGUGGAAUACCAGACAUCUUUGAGACGAACACCAUCUUCAAUCUCAGCAGGCCUGGCAUCGAGAAUUUGCUGAAACUCGAGAAGCGAGAGGAGCCAUGGCUGGUCGUCCUUUAUGCCCCUUGGUGCCCAUUCUGCCAAGCGAUGGAAGCAUCGUACGUGGAGCUGGCGGAGAAACUCUCUGGCUCGGGCAUCAAAGUAGGAAAGUUCCAGGCUGAUGGUGAUCAGAAGCCAUUCGCAAAGGAAGAACUGCAACUGAAAAGCUUCCCUACAAUUUUGUUUUUCCCAAAGACGAUGUCUAAACCAAUCAAAUAUCCGUCGGAGAAGCGGGACGUCGAGUCGCUCCUAGCAUUUGUGAAUGCUCUCAGAUGAUGAACCCCCCUCCUAGUCUUUUGCCAGUAGUUUUUGUUGUAUUAGAUUGUGUGUUAUGCUGGAUCCUAGCUGUUGUUCGAGUGUCGACACUCGAACUCUGAUGAUGAUAUAGAAGAUUGUGGUUGCCACCGAGUGGUGGUAGUAUGUUACUUAGCAACUUCAUUGUUGCCAGAUACAUAAUUUGUGGGUGAUCGCCCACUGCCUACUUCAUUUUAUCCAUGCUCUGCUUUGACAA